AUGUUCAAAAAGUUCCCUGCGCUCGGACAGCCCGACGAAUUGGCCAUCCACAGGAUCGUGCGGGAGGGGACAAACGUCGACCAUCUCAAAGGUCAGCUGCCGGAGAAAAUGCUAGAGUCGUACGCUUUACCCCGGUUUCGUAAUCGAACCGCCGCUUUGACCUUCUCGGUGGCCUUAGGAUCGAAAGUUCCUAAGAGGGCGACAUUGGACUUCAUCCCUGGCCAGCUGAUUGAGAAGGAAAUGAACAGUUGUGUGACAGGACUGAAAGGUCCAUCGACAUGA
Cladophialophora bantiana CBS 173.52 is the source of this 282-nucleotide messenger RNA. RefSeq lists its product as uncharacterized. The transcript has a single exon. The record is from RefSeq and is a predicted model, not a curated record. The coding region runs from base 1 to 282 and encodes 93 amino acids. Lineage: Eukaryota; Fungi; Ascomycota; Eurotiomycetes; Chaetothyriales; Herpotrichiellaceae.